Messenger RNA from Ochotona curzoniae (black-lipped pika), 1104 nucleotides. It is a transcript of the gene ZBTB42, whose product is annotated as zinc finger and BTB domain containing 42. The record is from RefSeq and is a predicted model, not a curated record. NCBI's taxonomy places the organism in Eukaryota, Metazoa, Chordata, Mammalia, Lagomorpha, Ochotonidae. Gene Ontology annotation, molecular function: protein binding; DNA-binding transcription factor activity, RNA polymerase II-specific; RNA polymerase II cis-regulatory region sequence-specific DNA binding. Gene Ontology annotation, biological process: regulation of transcription by RNA polymerase II. The coding region runs from base 1 to 1104 and encodes 367 amino acids. Gene Ontology annotation, cellular component: nucleus. The transcript has a single exon.
AUGGAGUUCCCCGGGCACGGCGCGCGGCUGCUGGGCCGCCUGAGGCGGCAGCGCGAGCUGGGCUUCCUGUGCGACUGCACGGUGCAGGUGGGAGAGGCGCGCUUCCCCGCGCACCGCGCCGUGCUGGCCGCCUGCAGCGUCUACUUCCACCUCUUCUACAGGGACCAGCCCGCGGGCGGCCGCGACACGGUGCGGCUGGACCGCGACAUCGUCACGGCCGCCGCCUUCGGCCGCCUGCUAGACUUCAUGUACGAGGGCCGCCUGGACCUGCGCCGCUUGCCCGUGGAGGACGUGCUCGCUGCCGCCAGCUACCUGCACAUGCAGGACGUGGUCGCCGUCUGCAAGGACAGGCUGCGGGAACUGGACCCGCAGCCGCCGCGCCCCCUGCCCGCCGCUCCAAGGGUCCAGGCCACCCUCCCACCGCCAGCACCGCUGCCUUGCCGCUGGCAGGCCCCGGGACCGCCCGACGGGGCCCUGGACCUGUCGCUGAAGUCCGACCCGAGGCAGGGGCGCAGCCGCCCGCCGGAAGCCCAGUCGCUGGUGAAGGAUGAGCCGGUGUCGCUGUGUGAGCAGCUUGACGGCGGCUGUCCCGGGACUCCUGGCAGCCCCCGGCGGCCCCCAGCUGCUCCUGCAGCCCAGGGCGCCCCCGUCGCCAGCGGCGCCCACCGCCAGGAGCAGAACAUCAGGACCCCGGGCAGCCAGGAAGGGCACCUCUGCAUGUGUCCACUGUGCUGCCAGCUGCUGCCCAGCGCCCGCAUGCUGCAGCUGCACCUCAGCGCCCACUUCCGUGAGCGAGACGGCGUCCGCGCCCGGCUCCCAGCCCGUGGGGCGGCACCCACGUGCCCGCAGUGCAGCAAGACCUUCUCGUGCGCCUACACGCUCAAGAGGCACGAGCGAACCCACUCGGGGGAGAAGCCCUACACCUGCGUGCAGUGCGGCAAGAGCUUCCAGUACUCGCACAACCUGAGCCGACACGCUGUGGUGCACACGCGCGAGAAGCCUCACGCCUGCCGCUGGUGCCAACGGCGCUUCACGCAGUCAGGGGACCUGUACCGCCACGUGCGCAAGUUCCACAGCGGCCUCCUCAAAUCCCUGCUGGGGUGA